GGUAUUGAAUUAGGAAUCUGGAACUCAUAAUUGAAGAUGGUAUGAAAAGCUACCCUUGUUAGUUUAAGUACAGGAAAUUGCCCCACCGACACCAGCCUUUAGCAACCAUCAACAUUGAGGCAAACCCUCCACCAGCAAAAAGAUUACAAUUCACUGAAAAUUCAUAUGGUAUUUAACAUUUUUUAGCAUUAAAGUAUGUUUAAUUAAGAAACCCUAAUGAUGAAAAAUAUAGAUCUAUCCGGAUUGGAAACACAGCUUUUUCUACUAGACUCUUACCUGUUAGAGGAGCCGUUGAGUGUUUAUUUGAAAUGGGCUUUGAAGAGGGAGAAACACAUCUUAUCUUUCCCAAAAAAGCUUCAGUGGAACAGCUGCAAAAAAUUCGUGACCUGAUUGCCAUAGAGAGAAGUAGCAGAUUGGAUGGAUCAAAUAAGAGUUACAAAGUUGAAUUAUCUCAGCAACCUGCAUCCAGUACCCACCUUCCUGUAACACAGCCUUCAAAUCCUAGUGGGUUAACCCAGCAUGCAGGGAACAGUGAAGGACAGUCAUCAAAUCCACCAACUGCUCCAACGGUUACUACUGAUUCAGUCAUUCUAAAAGUUCUGCGGUCCAACAUUCAGCAUGUGCUGGUCUAUGAGAACCUUGCUCUCCAGGAGAAAGCACUGGCUUGUAUUCCAGUCCAAGAAUUAAAAAGGAGAUCUCAAGAAAAGUUAUCUAGAGCUAGAAAAUUGGAUAAAGGUACUAAUGUAAGUGAUGAGGAUUUUCUUCUGCUGGAGCUUUUACACUGGUUUAAGGAAGAAUUUUUUCAAUGGGUCAAUGACAUUUUGUGCAGCAAAUGUGGAGGCCAGACUAAGUCUAGAGGUGAAUCACUAUUCCCCAAUGAUGAUGAGAUGAAGUGGGGUGCAAACAGAGUAGAAGAUCAUUACUGCAAUGCAUGCCAGUUCAGCAAUCGAUUCCCAAGAUAUAAUAACCCUGAGAAACUUUUGGAAACAAGAUGUGGACGGUGUGGCGAGUGGGCCAAUUGUUUUACACUGUGCUGCCGAGCCUUAGGGUUUGAAGCUCGCUAUGUUUGGGAUUACACAGACCAUGUCUGGACAGAAGUCUAUUCUCCUUCUCAGCAGCGGUGGCUACACUGUGACGCCUGUGAAGAUGUCUGUGAUAAGCCACUCCUUUAUGAAAUUGGGUGGGGCAAGAAGCUUUCCUAUGUCAUUGCAUUUUCUAAGGAUGAGGUGGUUGAUGUCACUUGGCGAUAUUCUUGUAAACAUGAUGAGGUAAUCUCCAGAAGAACUGAGGUUAAAGAAGAAUUACUUCGAGAAACUAUUAAUGGACUUAAUAAACAGAGGCAAAUAUCUCUGUCAGAAAACAGAAGAAAAGAACUUCUCCAGAGGAUUAUUGUGGAGCUUGUUGAAUUUAUAUCUCCCAAAACCCCUAAACCUGGAGAACUUGGUGGAAGAAUAUCUGGGUCAGUGGCUUGGAGAGUAGCCCGCGGUGAAAUGGGUCUAGAGAGAAAAGAAACCCUCUUCAUUCCCUCUGAAAAUGAGAAGAUUUCGAAACAAUUCCACCUUUGUUAUAGUAUUGUGAAAGAUUGUUAUGUCCGAGUUUCAAAUAAUAAUCAAACCAUUUCCGGAUGGGAGAAUGGUGUGUGGAAAAUGGAAUCCAUAUUCAGAAAAGUUGAAACAGACUGGAACAUGGUGUAUUUAGCCCGAAGGGAAGGAUCAUCUUAUGCUUAUAUUUCCUGGAAGUUGGAGUGUGGGUCAGUUGGCCUAAAAGUAGAUAGCGUUUCCAUUAAAACAAGUAGUCAAACCUUUCAGACUGGAACAAUACAGUGGAAAUUGCGAUCUGAAGCAGUUCAAGUAGAACUGUCAGGCGACAAAACUCUUCGCUCCUAUCAUGAUUUUUCUGGUGCCACUGAAGUUAUUUUGGAAGCAGAAUUAAGCAGAGGAGAUGGUGUUGUUGCUUGGCAACAUACCCAGCUGUUUAGACAAAGCUUAAAUGACCAUGAAGAAAAUUGUUUGGAGAUAAUUAUAAAAUUCAGUGACCUUUGAGAACCUGAACAUUAUAGAAAAGCUGGCAAUAAUCAAGGACUUACCAUGUUCUAAAGUAGUCUGUUGGUUCAGUGCAUGCUUAGUUGGCAAUUUACUACCCUCUGCUAGCAUAUUUCUUUUGCUGGCUAUCCAUCAUGUACCCCUCAUGAAAAUAUAUCUUUAUACUAUGGACCAUAAUGAAACCUUGAAUCAAAAGCUCCCUUCCAUAUGUGACUGUAAUUUGAAGUAAAGUCUUACUGCCUCAAUAUGAGAUUUUAAUUUAAAACUGUAAGUAUAAUUUUAAAAGUAAAAUGAAGGUAUUCAUGAUGAAAUGCUAUUCAUGAUUAUGAUAUAAUCUUAAGCUAAUAAUAGUAAUAUGAUGUUUUUUGAUCAGUCAUUAAUUUCUUCAUAAGUAAUUAGAUUUCCCAAGAUUUUUAAUUUUUAAUAAAUGUGAAAGUAUAGUAUCUCAUGAGUUAUAAUGCAUGAACAUUUUUAUGAUUGUAAAUACAUAGGUAUUUAAGAAAUAAAAUGAAUUAUUUUGCCUUAGAUCAUUUUAGUGUUUACUUUGGCUAAAUAAGAGUCUUUAUUAAAGGUAUGCUAAAUAUUGAAAACUGAAUAGACGAAUGUUAGGAAAACAUUUAACAUUGUGUAUAUUCAGAAAUACAUUAUAAAUCCAUGUGUGGACAUUUCAGAAUAUGCUUUACUUUUGAGUUUACUUUUGAGUAUUUCUAUCUACCUCAUUGAAUAAAGAUCUGUUCCUGUCUUUGAAA
Neogale vison (American mink) is the source of this 2791-nucleotide messenger RNA. It is a transcript of the gene NGLY1, whose product is annotated as N-glycanase 1. The transcript is spliced from 13 exons. Gene Ontology annotation, biological process: protein quality control for misfolded or incompletely synthesized proteins; glycoprotein catabolic process; protein deglycosylation. The record is from RefSeq and is a predicted model, not a curated record. Gene Ontology annotation, molecular function: peptide-N4-(N-acetyl-beta-glucosaminyl)asparagine amidase activity. The coding region runs from base 309 to 2042 and encodes 577 amino acids. NCBI's taxonomy places the organism in Eukaryota, Metazoa, Chordata, Mammalia, Carnivora, Mustelidae. Gene Ontology annotation, cellular component: cytosol; nucleus; cytoplasm.